UCGGGCUAGCGGCUCUGCGACCAAAGCUCCAAUAUGUGGCCUGCACUGGAUAACCAGCAGUACAACGGAACGGAGCUUUGCAAGUUCGCAACUCAAAGUUUCUGAGUUGAUAAUCUUGUUCAUUUCCGCAUUCCCAUCAAAAUCCAAGGUAAGAAUUUCAGCCCAGAGACUUGAUACUCAUUGCUAUUUAGCCUAAAAAUUGGCCUACUGGGUUCUCUAUUCAUCUUGCACUUUCAAAUCUCAUCAAACUGGUCAUGACCCAUUUUCCGAAGCUCAGAAUACUAUCUAUUCUCAAAUGGGUUUCUUCAAAUAUUGGUGAAAAUCACCUCGGUUCAUCAAAAUCCCGAGUUUGGCCAACUGAGGCUUUCCACAUUGCCCCAAACCCUCGGUAUUAUGGAACAAAAAGAACUGUUCAAAGUGAAACAUGUGAAAGUUUUUAUAAAGCUUCAUCUGCUAAUAGCAAAAUCGUUAGUAAAUUUUCUCCUCCCAGAAGGAAGAAAGCCCAAGCUGCAUUGCUGGAUUAUUUGCAUUCAACUAGGAGCAUGCAAUUCUUGGAUGCCGAGAAUAUGAGUAAAAACUCGCCGCAUUUUCUCGAAAAUCUUUUGAAAAGGGUCGAAAGUGAAGAGGAUAUUGGGAGGUCUAUUGCCCGGCUGUUGCGUUACCAUCCCAUUAAUGAAUUUGAGCCCUUUUUUGAGAGCUUGGGUUUGAAACCUUCUGAGUAUGUUCCUCUUCUUCCACGCAAUUUGAUGUUUCUGAGUGAUGAUGAUUUGUUGCUGGAGAAUUAUCAAGUGUUGUGUAAUUAUGGGAUUGCGCGGAAUAGGAUUGGAAAGAUUUAUAAGGAGGCAAAAGAAGUUUUUCGAUAUGAUUACGGGGUUUUGUCAUCAAAGCUACAAGCUUAUGAAGAACUGGGGCUUAGCCGGUCUACCAUAAUUAAGUUUAUUGUUUCUAGUCCUUAUCUUUUGAUUGGAAAUGUAAAUGUGGAGUUUGUUCAGGUUUUAGAGGAGCUGAAGAGUUUUGGAAUGGAAAUCAGUUGGAUUGAGGGGCAAUUGUUGGAGGGGACUACUUAUAAUUGGAGCCAGAUGUUUGGCCUUCUCUGCUUGUUUAGGAAGAUGGGAUGCAGUAAGGAGCAGUUGGCUGGAUUGAUCGCCAAGCAUCCGGGCUUUCUAUUUGAGGGCUCUGGGGAUAGGACACUUUCUCUAAUUGGGUUCUUAUUGAAAUUUGGAUCCACAAUGGACCAGAUACAUUUGAUGUUUCUGCAGUUUCCACAAAUCCAAGUUGGGAAAUUUGUUUUGAAUUUGAGGCAGUGCCUUGUUUUCCUGAAUGAGAUUGAUAUGGAGGUUUCAGAGAUUGGGAAGAUUGUCCGCUCUCAUGCCCUAUUGUUGGGUUCAUGUACUUUGAAGAAAACUAACAGCUUGCUUACUAACUUGAAUGUUGGGAAGAAGCGACUUCGUAAAAUUGUCCAGGAGAACCCACAAGAAUUGAAUAAUUGGGUUCUAGGAAAUAGAGUUAAGCCAUUACCAAAUUCAGGAGAGGGCCUAAAAUCAAAAAUAGAGAGGUCUAAGUUUUUAUUGAGCGUGGGAUUUGUAGAGAACUCGGACAAAAUGAAAGCAGCAUUGAAGGUAUUCCGAGGCAAGGGAGAUGAGCUUCAGGAGAGAUUUGAUUGUAUCGUGAAAGCUGGUUUGAAGCAGAAGGAUGUUUCUGAAAUGAUUAAAGUAUCACCUCAAAUUCUUAACCAGACAAAAGAUGUGAUUCAAAUGAAGAUCGAUUUUCUUGUAAAUGAUUUGGGUUAUCCCAUAUCAUCUUUAUUAAAAUUUCCAUCAUUUCUUCAAUACACAUGUCAGAGGGUCAAGCUUAGAUUAUCAAUGUAUUAUUGGCUCAAAGAUCAAGGAAAAGUAGAUCCCAAGCUGUCCUUGAGCACUAUAGUUGCAUGCUCAGAUAGUGUAUUUCUUAGGCAGUAUGUGAAUCAUCAUCCUAGCGGCCCUCAGGUUUGGCAGGAUUUGAAGAAAAGAUUUUGUUCUGAAUAAUAAAUAUUAACUUGUACUUUUAAGGGUUUUGGCGUUUAGCCUUGCAAGUUAUCAGCAAGUCGGUGUGGAAAAGUUCUUUCUUUUACAGCUACAAGUUGAGAAAUUCAUCGAUGGUUUUUUAUCCACAUAUUUAAAUGAAGCCAAUUUUUUGUCAAGUUUGCAAGCGCAUAAGUGAAUUCAAGGACAAAAGCAUUUAAAACCAGGUAACAUUGCAGUUCUUACUAUUUCCAUGAGCAAAGCUUGUCACUUUCUUCGUUGUUUUGGCCAUGUGCAGCAGAUACUUAUGAGCUGCUGAUAGUGGGAGGCUCAAUGGGGUGAAAUCUUAGCCACAGUCACCUUCAAUGACAAAGAAAAUCUUAGCAGCUCAGCCUUCCAAAAAGAUUCAAAGAGAAUUGUUGCAAUAUCAGCUUUUUAAAAUGGCACAGCCGCCUCCAGUGGUGAUGCUGCUGAGUCUUCCAUGGAGAUAAUGUAACUGCGAAAGAGAUAAUCUGGUUAGUCACUUUGCAUCAAAUGCUGAGAUGUGCUGAACCUCGUUAUAACAGACUCCUACCAUUAGAUGAUUGAUGGGUUUCCCAAUAUGGAUUCAUAGUCAAGGAAUGCAGUGGUAUAAUCCACCCAAGGGUGGGAACUUUCGACACAAGGCAAGCUUUUAUAUGUUCCGAUGAAUUCUUUUCUCAAAAUAUUCAUGCGAGCAUAGAACUUUAUAUAUUGCCUAAAGUCCUUUUAGCCAAUCAUUUUCUGUACGUAAUGGUUGCAACUGAUUCUAACCAUUCCAAGAAGAUUUUAGGGGGUUGUUUGCCAAUGGACCAAAAAAAAGUCUCAUAUUAUUCAUCUCAAAUUCAACUCUCAACAUUCUUACUUUUUACAUCACAUCAAUAAUCUUUUUCUAUUACUAUUUUAAUAAAAAAAAAAUACAAAACAAUUUUUUUUACUUUCCAUACAAAACAUUUUUACUUUUUUACACAUCAAUCAAAUCUUGCUACAGUUCCAGGCCACUUUCUUUUUUCAAGCCAGUGGCAAACAGCCCCUAGAGAACCUGAAUACUUGCUCUUGGUGAGUCAAGAGUCAAAGACCAUAGUGAAGAAAAUUUUGCAGCUGUGUAAUUUUGACUUCGAAAGAGUUUAUUACUGCUGUUAGAACAAAGAUUAAGAUAGGAGUGGUUGUUCUUUUGUAAGAUGUGUUGGGAUGAUGCUUAAAUCAAGACUAACUUGGGGUCAAUUACAUGUUGAAGAGGGAUUGUGAUAUGGAAACGGUUGCAUGAGAACUCCUAUGAAAGGUAAAUCACUAGGGUCUUUUAGCUCUUGCUCAAGACUCUGACUCUAUGCAUGUUACAAUACCCAUCUCCUAAACACUUAAACAUCGGAGUUAUUCUUUACUAGUACUCCUGACAGGCUCCAUUGCUUACAUUUCAUUUCUUUUGCAGAUACGAUUUGGUGGUUGUUCGACACGAGAAAAACUGUUGUAAUAAGAUGGUAUUAAUAAAACUCACAUUCUAAUUAAGACCACAGGGUAAAUGGAGAAGUUCAUCCUUAACAAAGAGCAGCAAGAUCACCCUGUACUUUCUUUUUUUAUUUUUUUUAUUUUAUGUGCCAUUGCCUAUUGUGGAUUGGAUAGAUUUGGUUCCCAACUUGGAAGCUUUUUCCCAUGAUUCAUGAAAAAAGAAGUCAUUACUAUGACUUAUGGAGGACAGGGGAGAGUCAAAAGGAGGGAAGGAAUAUUCGACUUACAUGAGCUGUGAGGAUGCUGACAGAAGCCAAUCAAGCCGCAAGAUCCAGUUAAAUCCUAAAAUCAUUUUCCUUAAUUUAUAGAAUUGAGAAUUUA
This is a messenger RNA of Corylus avellana, 3845 nucleotides long. RefSeq names its product transcription termination factor MTEF18, mitochondrial. Gene Ontology annotation, biological process: regulation of DNA-templated transcription. NCBI's taxonomy places the organism in Eukaryota, Viridiplantae, Streptophyta, Magnoliopsida, Fagales, Betulaceae. The record is from RefSeq and is a predicted model, not a curated record. Gene Ontology annotation, molecular function: double-stranded DNA binding.